Messenger RNA from Salvelinus namaycush (lake trout), 1548 nucleotides. It is a transcript of the gene otol1a, whose product is annotated as otolin 1a. The record is from RefSeq and is a predicted model, not a curated record. NCBI's taxonomy places the organism in Eukaryota, Metazoa, Chordata, Actinopteri, Salmoniformes, Salmonidae. Gene Ontology annotation, molecular function: protein binding. The transcript has 4 exons. The coding region runs from base 1 to 1548 and encodes 515 amino acids.
AUGCUCUCUCUUCGUUUGCUCGCCAUUCUCACAACCCUGCUGGCGGUAGUCUUGAUGGCGAACCAGUCAUCCGCAACCAGAACAACCCGCAGACCAAAGCCUCAGAAUACCAAGAAGCCCCCUCGCGGUAGUGGUACCGGAGGAGGUGGUGGAGGGGGAGGAGGUGGCGACCAGCCGGCCCGUCUGGGCUUCAGGCAGACCACCACCACCAUGGCCCCCUCCAGUAGCCUGGGCACCGACGAGACCACAGAGGAUCCCAUGACGGACGCCUACUCCAUGUCGCCCACUGACAGCACCACCUACGCAGGCGACGCCUACCCCACAGAGUUCCACACAGACUCCAUGGCGCUCCCUGGGGCCGGCAUGGGAAACUAUACCCUGGACUACAGCCACUGCUACUUAAACAUCUGCGAGUGCUGCCCGCCCGAAAAGGGCCCCAUGGGGCCCCCAGGGGAGAGGGGGCCCCCAGGGCCUGGAGCGGAGAGGGGACUUCCAGGUGUACCUGGAGAGAAAGGUGAUGUGGGACUCAUUGGACCUCCUGGACUGGAUGGUAUGCCUGGAGCUACUGGACUUGAAGGAGAUAAAGGUGACAAAGGUGAUCAAGGAGACACGGGGAUGUCUGGUGCUCCAGGGAUACUUGGGAAACAGGGGCAGAAAGGUGACUUGGGCCCCAAAGGAGAAAAAGGAGAAACAGGCCUCCCUGGCUUGAAAGGAGACCUGGGAGAAAGCGGAAAGCCUGGGCGGAAUGGGACCCAGGGCGAGAAAGGUGACCUGGGUAGAAUAGGCCCUGCAGGUCCCUCCGGGUUGACUGGCCCAAUGGGACAGAAUGGCCAAAAGGGAGAGAUGGGGGAGUGUCCAACUGGGGAGAAGGGAGAGAAAGGGGAGGCGGGCUUACCUGGCCCCCCUGGGCCGAGGGGGUUGGUGGGACCCCCGGGAGUAAAUGGAACCAAUGGUCUACCAGGACCUGUAGGUCUGAGGGGUCAGCUAGGCUCCCCGGGAGGGAAAGGGGAGGCAGGGGGGCGGGGGCCUCCGGGUCCCCCAGGCUUGAGGGGCAUGCCUGGGCCGAAAGGAGAGAAAGGCCCCAAGGGCCCACGAGGUGUGCGGGGUCCCAAGGGCCCCCAGGGGGAGACCGCAGAGCAGAUACGCUCAGCCUUCAGCGUGGGCCUCUUCCCCAGCAAGUCCUUCCCCCCUCCAGGCCUUCCCGUCAAGUUCGACAAGGUCCUCUACAAUGAAGAGGAACACUGGGACCCAAUGCUCAGCAAGUUCAAUUGCACCCACCCCGGGGUCUAUGUGUUCUCCUACCACAUCACUGUGCGCAAUCGGCCCCUGCGUGCCGCACUGGUGAUUAACGGCGUGAAGAAGCUGCGGACGCGUGACUCCUUGUACGGUCAGGACAUCGACCAGGCGUCCAAUCUGGCUCUGCUGCGUCUGGCAUCAGGGGACCAGGUAUGGCUGGAGACGCUGAGGGACUGGAACGGAGUCUACUCCAGCAGCGAAGACGACAGCACCUUCACUGGCUUCCUGCUCUAUGCUGACCCCAAGGCCUGA